Messenger RNA from Xenopus tropicalis (tropical clawed frog), 3342 nucleotides. It is a transcript of the gene guca1al, whose product is annotated as guanylate cyclase activator 1A like. Gene Ontology annotation, molecular function: calcium ion binding; calcium sensitive guanylate cyclase activator activity. Lineage: Eukaryota; Metazoa; Chordata; Amphibia; Anura; Pipidae. The record is from RefSeq and is marked validated.
CCUUGACACUUUUCAUGUCCCAAGACAUCAACUAUGUCCUUCUUAAAUGGAAUCAGAAUGGAUUACACACCCUGUGAUGACCAGGAGACUCAGGUCAGUUUAAAAGGUAUCUUAUAGUAGGGGCAGAAGGAAAUGCUAGAGGGGAACUGUGCUGAAGGGACUGCCUUUGUUGGAGAGCCCCCAGAAUACAGAGACCCCACACAAAGUUAAAGCCAGAGGAUUUGAAUCUGCUGGUUCUGCAAUACACCUUACUGCUUUGAGGAGUUUUUAAGAAAGAAAAACACAUUCCAGUUAUGGACUUUGGCAGUGUAAAAGGGAGGAUACUUCCAACAUAAGAAAGAGAAGAAAGAGUUUUUUGUUUCUUGUUGUAAGGGAAUACCCAGUUUUUUUAGCCUUAGUCUUCAUACAUAGUUGAAACUCAAAAAAACUAGCAGAGAUUUCAGUGAUUACACUUCAGAACAAAUAAGAAGAAAUAUAAGGCAAUGGGAAAUACAAGCAGUUCCACAGUAGAUGACCUACAGGCAGUGGAGAUCCAUCAUUGGUACAAGAAGUUCAUGACAGAAUGUCCUUCGGGUCAGCUCACUUUACAUGAGUUCAAGCAGUUUUUUGGAUUGCGGGGACUAAGCGGAGAAGCCAAUAGCUAUAUAGAGCAAAUGUUCCGUACUUUCGACAUGAACAAGGAUGGAUAUAUCGAUUUCAUGGAAUAUGUUGCUGCUCUGAGCCUGGUGCUUAGGGGAAAGAUUGAGCAGAAACUUCGCUGGUAUUUCAAACUAUAUGAUGUGGAUGGAAAUGGCUGCAUAGACCGUCAUGAGUUACUCAAUAUUAUUAAGGCCGUGAGAGCAAUUAAUGGCUGCGAUCAUGAUACAACCGCUGAAGAAUUUACCAAUCGUGUGUUUGACAAGAUUGAUGUCAAUGGUGAUGGGGAGCUGUCACUAGAAGAGUUUGUUGAAGGUGCUCGGAAGGAUGAAGAAUUUAUGGAUGUCAUGAUGAAAAGUCUGGAUCUGACCCACAUAAUGACAAUGAUUAACAACCGAAGACAUAGCGUGUGACUGGCAAGAUACAAACAUAAUAUUAUAUGGGGGUAGGAAGAAUGACAAGCAUAGAGAAGGGUGCAGAGAGCACAUGACAAAGCUCGUGACACUGAUGGAGACAGUAUAUUAAAGAGGAAAGAUGUAACAGUUGGAUAAAGAUACUGAACUGAAAAAAGAAAAUAUCAGUAUGUAAGAUGGGAAGGAAGAUAAAGCAUUUUAAGAAGUAGAAUUUGCAAGUUUGCAGAGCAUUUAGGGGGCAUGAAUUACACAGCUAAGCUUCCAAAUCUAUUUUGGCAUAUGUACAUAUAGGAUAGUGUUCAAUAACAAUUUAAAAAACAACUGUCCUGAGAUUCAUGCAGAACUUAACUACAUAAAGAAGAUUGCAUAUGUCAGUAAUUGCUUUAUUUUAGAGAUAUGUUUGCAGAGAUAUCUUAACAGUUGAGUGCUUUCAACUAAAUCAGGAAAAAUGAGGGAUAUCCUCCCAGUAUUAAACAGAUUACCAGCAAACAGAUAACAUACUUUUGUCUGUCCUCUGGAGGAGUGAUUCUAACCCUAAGUUUCAGGGUAGAGUGGCAAUGGGAAAAUUCACAGGAGACAAAGGCAGAUGUUAGACCUUUGGGGGAGAUUUUUGGUCAUGCUUCUGUUAUGGCCUAAUAAUUAAAGUAAUAUUAAAACUAGGCCCCACUUAUCUACCUGAGCCCAGUAUAUAAAUCCAGGAGAGAUGACAUUUCGCAACGUGAAUUUUUGGAUAUCCUUGCAGUGCUUCUGUAGAUUCUAUAUUUAUGGAAAUCCAAAUUCCUAAAUUGUGGGGGUUCUAAGUAUUGUGUCUUAUGGGUUUGAAUGAUGGGCAGAAAGUACUAUAUUUAACAAAGAAUAGUUAAGCAACAUGUAAGAGACAAAGGAACUGUAUCAGCAAUGUCUCAUAGAAUGUGGGCAUGGAAAAGAAACUCUUGCAACUCAUCAUCAAUACACUAAGCUAUUGCAACCAAUUGGCAAAUAGCUUUAAAUAGUAUACUGUGAAGUACAGGAUGCAAAUCUUGAUGCAUAUUUAUGAACACUGUGCAAUUUUACACCAGCAUAGUGUUCAUAAAUGAGCAUCAUUGAGUAUAUAUGGCAGAUAAACAAAAGAAUGUUAGGCUGGCAUCUUCGGAGGUCGCAAUGUAGUGGAUGGGGUGCAGUUUGAAAGUCAAUUUUGUACAGUUUCAAUCCAAGAAGUCUAAAAACCCCUGAUAUAGAGUGUAAAGCAUUUUCGAAACAUGGGUUGUACCAGAAACUGCCUGUGACAUAAGGUUUGUAGUAUAAUAGACAGUGCCUGAAAGAAAUUGCACAUAUAAAAAGCAGAGUGUCAGCGAUCUAAUAGAAGAUGGGAGUGUACUAGAAGUGUUUCUGAUGACAAAUAAAUGUGUUUGAUUAAUUGAUUUAUAAGCAGGGGGAUUAUAGAGGUUUUGUAUUUGGGACAGAGUCUACUAACAUUUAAAGGGCUCAUUUGCUAAAGUAGGAAAAGGUGCAAAGUGCAAAAAUAGAUACAAUGUAGCAUAUUUUUGCCUACAGUCCACCUUGCACACCCACCUUAAUUUUUUUGCAGUCAUUGCACAGAACAGGUUUCUGGCUUGAGAAACUUGCACUAAGCUUAUAAGGGCACAUAUGCACUGGUGCUAUGAGUAUGGUGCUGUAAGGGGUGCAAUUUGCACCUACCCCUAAGUAAAUGAGUUCUAUGGUUUCUGUUUAAUUUAUAAGAAUGCAAGCACAGUGUCUGAAAAAGAGUGAAUGUAACAGAUGAAGUAUAAAACUGUGUUAAAACAGGGCUCAUGCUGACUGGAAGGAAUUGCCAGAACAGAAGAACAGAGGAUACAUGUUUAAUAUGAUGUUAAAUAUAUUCUUCAUGCCUCCAGCUAUGUUAUCAAAGCAAUGUGGAAUAAAUAUGUUUCUUGUCCACCAUCCCUAAUAUCAUGGUUUAGAAGUUCUAUGAUCUGUGAUUACCUCCAAACCUUCAGCACCUUUUAUUAGAUUUAACAAACUCUCAGUUAUGUAAAUAUAAUUUUAAAGCCAAGUUGACUGAGGAUCUAGAAAUAUGUUUUGCCAUAAAGAAACACAGGCAUUCCUGUGGGCAUUUUUCACUGUACUCUACGGAGUAUAAACUAUAUUCCAAUGUAGUGCUGUGUUUUUAUUCUACCACUGCUAUGUAGUGUGACACUUCUGUCUAAUCAACGUACUCUCCAAAUCAAACAGGAUUGUGCCUUUUGUGAGCUGUAAAUAAAGAGCUGCUUUCUAUAUACCAAAAACAAAAUAAAAUAUGUAUACCUUCAUAUUG